This is a messenger RNA of Diabrotica balteata, 849 nucleotides long. The record is from the annotation of a GenBank genome assembly. NCBI's taxonomy places the organism in Eukaryota, Metazoa, Arthropoda, Insecta, Coleoptera, Chrysomelidae.
AUGUUAACACCAUUUUGGAGGGACCAUUUUGCACUCAAAAACUUUUAUUUACUUCAUGACGAUCCAAAUGUAUUUAUUACAAGCCAAUGGCAGAGAAAUAAGACUGAACCUAAUAUCAAGUACCUUAUAUAUCGCACAAUUGUAAUGCUAAUAUUUUUUAUUACGUGGAUAAUUUCAAUAAUAGAAGGCAGCGGUAGCGGUAAAUAUCCGAUUUAUUUGACCAACUGGGGAUACACGGGAUGUACAAUUCAAGCUCUUAUAGGGUUUUUGAUGCUGUUUAUGGCAGUGCUGGCAUCUAAAUACAAAAGUAUGUACAGUACAAAAGAAAAAGCUCUAAAACUUUAUCCUGUUUAUUGGUUAUUAAAUACUGUAGCGACUCCUACUGCAUUUGCGAUUACCACUAUCUACUGGUCUGUUAUAUAUAAUCCUAAAAAGGUUACGACUCCCGCUAUCAAUUAUUUUGUUCAUGGAAAUAACACAGUAAUGAUGUUUUUAGAUUUAUGGAUUGUAGGACACCCAAUUAGACUUUUGCAUGUAAUUUAUACUGUUAUUUUGGGCUUUACUUAUACAAUAUUUACAUUAAUUUAUUAUUCUGCAGGCGGAACUAAUAAAGAUGGAUUUACAUUUAUUUAUAAAAUAGUAGAUUGGACAAAGCCAGGGCCCACUGUAGGCACGUGCUUCGGUGUGAUAGUCUUCCUGAUUAUUCUUCAUCUGCUCAUGUUCCUAUUUUCUUCCUGGCGAAGAAGUCUUCAAGAAAAAUAUUGCGGAAAAGAAGUCAAUGUAACUAUAAAGGAUUCCAAACAACAGGCUGCGUAUGUUAAUGAAGCUAUGUCAAACGAUAUAGUUUGA